Molecule: messenger RNA, 620 nt
Organism: Drosophila ficusphila
Lineage: Eukaryota; Metazoa; Arthropoda; Insecta; Diptera; Drosophilidae
Product: zinc metalloproteinase nas-14
Exons: 2
Coding region: 46-552 (168 amino acids)
Source: RefSeq, a predicted model, not a curated record
GACACCUCUGUUUGGGAUGUCAGCAAUACCACCUACGAAUCCUGCAUGAGGGUGCUCGACUGCGAUUUUCUGGAUAACAGCCAGGAGUCACUGAACUGCUAUGCGAACAAUGGUCCGAUUGAAUCAAAGGUGUUGGACAGUGUGGCCUUCAAUGCCUCGAAAUUGUAUAGUUCCCUGGGUCAAGAAGUCGAACAGCUCCAAUUUACCCGUGAGCUUUGCUUCAACAUUUCGAGACGGAAUUACGAGCCCCGUUCUGGAAACACAUAUCAAGACCUUCAAAGCUGCCUAAUGGGUCUGUCGCCUGUGCCAGAGAUCACCACCACCACCACCACGACUACCGAACCCACCACCACGACCACCGAGCCCACCACCACGACCACCGAGCCCACCACCACUACCACCGUCCUGAUAUCUUCCAGCACAGAUGAGGUAACAACCACAACAACGAUCUCCCCCUCGACAAUUGCGCACUUUGGAUCCGAUGAAGGCAACAGUGCUCAUAGCGCGCACCAGAGGAAGGGUCUGAAAAGUAUCUUCAGACACAUUUUCUAAGAAUAUGAGAAUAUUCACGUAAAUUGUACAUCUCCAAAGAUUUAUUAAAAUGAACAUUGCAAACUGUA